This is a messenger RNA of Haliotis rubra (blacklip abalone), 1956 nucleotides long. RefSeq names its product probable glutamate receptor. The record is from RefSeq and is a predicted model, not a curated record. The transcript has 11 exons. Bases 1 to 1884 code for a protein of 627 amino acids. NCBI's taxonomy places the organism in Eukaryota, Metazoa, Mollusca, Gastropoda, Lepetellida, Haliotidae. Gene Ontology annotation, molecular function: glutamate-gated receptor activity. Gene Ontology annotation, cellular component: membrane.
AUGAGAGGAGCUUCUCAAGAAGGAUGGUCCGUUCCCGUAAACAGGUGCUUGACAACGAUAUGUUCGAGCUGCGAUGAUGAUGUCCUUCACAAUGCCACCACAGAGGACUGCAAAGUCAAUGCUCUUGGCAAAGUUCAAUCUGUUUUACAUUGGAGGCGACUGUUUAUACUGUACGAUAAUACAACAGAGUCCGGCUUGGACAGUUUGAUUGACCAGCUGUCUAUCCGGACACAGUCCAUAUCCUACCAACUCCUGAACAUCUCACAUUGGUACCGGAACAUCACUAAGCUGCUCUCUACAGACGCUGCAUACACGGAUCCCAUGAGACGAAUAAUCCUGUUCUGUGGGGAAACAUGUAUUUCGCGUGUAUUGGCUAUGGUGACGUCCCUGUCUCCUCAUGAAAGUCGUCCAGGCUACCUACAGCACUUCUCCAUGUGGGUGAUGGUAACUGGUGUAUCUGCCCGACACAGACUGAAUACCACAACGCUGGCCAAUGUGUUGCUGGUAGAGGCGCCAUGUUCAGAACAGUCGCAGAACGCUGCUUAUACCCUAAUGUACAGCGCAAUGGGACGCAGAUGGGAGAACGUGGACUUAAGUGAGGGAUCGGUUCUGUCACAGGAGCACGUUUUGUUUCCAAACAGAAAAAAUGGUUUCAAUGGAAGAAAGCUUCUUUUGGGAACCAUGCCAUGGUACACGUUCGUUGAGAGAGUGCCUGAUGGAAGCUAUCGUGGCUACUGCAUCGAUGUGUUGAAGGAGGUGUCAAGACUUCUCAACUUCACGUACACGUUUAUAGAGCCAGCCGACGGAGAGUGGGGCAAUAACGUCGGCACUACCUGGACCGGACUUGUUGGCCAGCUUCAGAGGAAGGAAGUUGAUAUGAUUGUAGCUCCAAUAAUCUCUGACUAUUUCCGAGAAGAGGUUGCCGACUUUGGCCAGCCGGCGAUCUACUAUGAAUACACAGACAUCCUGUACUUCCUCGAGCAGUCUUCUCAUUUAACAUCAAUAUCCUUUCCGCUGCAACCUCUUGUCAUCGUGUGCUUGUUGGUGUCCGUUGUCGUCGUGGCGAUGCUGCUCUUGCUGAUGGAGAAGACUUUGGUUAGAGGCACCAAUGCUGAUUCCUCUCUCUCGUCAUGUGUCAUGUGUGUCAUUUUCACCGGGGGUGCGAUACUAAGACAAGGAGCAUCCAGUCUUCCACAGAGUAUCUCAGGUCGAAUUUUGACAUCCAGUUGGUGGAUGUUCUCCAUUGUCAUCAUGGCCGUCUACUGUGGUAAUAUAGUAUCCAUGCUCACUUCAAGCAAGGCCACCAGACCCUUCAGCACACUAGCUGAACUACUGCAGAACACGGAAUAUACGUUUGGAGUUCUUGGGGGGUCAACUACCGUCAUGCAACUUAGUUCGACGUCCGAUCCCAUCCUUCAAUCGUUUUGGAGCAAAGUUAAGAUCUUUAAUCAAUCUGACCAGGAUGUCUUGAGUUCAAAGAAUGAUGUGCAUAUUUCCAAGGUCAUGAGAGAGAAGUAUGCAUUUCUCGCUGGUCGAUCUGAUCGCCCUUCUGAUGCUGGGUGCAAUCUGACCUUUUUAGGUCGGGAAAUAUAUCCCAUCACCUAUCAUAUUGGCUUUGUGGAAGGAUCCAACUUGAAACCACUAGUAGAUUAUAGUCUCAGUGAGAUGACAUCUCAGGGUCUCCUUGGUCGCUUGAAGACGCAAUGGGGACUAGAUACCCCUCAGCAGUGCCAGCUCUCUGUGAGAAGGAAGACGUUUUCUAUGUUUGACUUUUACCUACCACUGUACAUUGUCGGCUCUGGAGUGGGAGUGAGCUGGUUGGUGCUAAUUCUAGAAUUCAUGUAUUCACGACUGAAGUGUUCAUGGAAUAUACUCAAAGCGUGAAACUGAUUCAUGUAGUGGAUUCUGGAGAGAGAGUGAGUGAGUGAGUUUAAUUUUACGCCGCAUUCAGAAAUA